Molecule: messenger RNA, 393 nt
Organism: Phymastichus coffea
Lineage: Eukaryota; Metazoa; Arthropoda; Insecta; Hymenoptera; Eulophidae
Product: endocuticle structural protein SgAbd-6-like
Exons: 2
Coding region: 1-393 (130 amino acids)
Cellular component (GO): chitin-based extracellular matrix
Molecular function (GO): structural constituent of chitin-based larval cuticle
Source: RefSeq, a predicted model, not a curated record
AUGUGGGAUGUCUUAUGGCAUCAUCUCUACCAGGCCCACCUCCGAUUUAUCGUUUUUUCUGCUUUCCUCGCCAUUGCCAUGGCUGAUCAUCUUUCUUCUCACUAUGAUCCUGAAGUUCACAAACCUGAGGUGGUGGUCGUAAAAGAAACCCCCUCGGACAACAUCGGUCUUGGCAAUUACCAAUUCGCCUACGAACUGUCGGACGGCCAGAAGCGUGAUGAGCAGGCCCAGUUUGAGGCCCGUGCCAACUCAGAAGAGUCGGUGCUCCGCAUUCACGGAUCCUUCAGCUGGGUGAACCCAACCGACGGACAGACCUACACCGUCAGCUACGUCGCUGACGAGAACGGUUUCCAACCCCAGGGUGCUCAUCUGCCCGUCGCCCCUAUAGCUUAA